AUGGAUAACCCAGAAGAGGAGGAUCGGCUGGUGGAGCAGAUGACUGAUGAGGUGGUGCAGGACGAAGGCCUUGUUGAGGAGGAACCUGAGGACCUCACACAGCCCCCAGGCCUUCAACCCCUGUCCCUCUGCACCAGGACCAUCCUCACUACAUCCACCCACAGGACUGCAGCACCCUGCCCACCCUCCUCUGCAGUCUCCUCCUCUGCGCCCUGCCCAGCCUCCUCUGCAGUCUCCUCCUCUGCGGCUCCUGCUCCUGUUCUUGGACCCGAUGGCGUUGCAGGCUGGGAUAAGGUGCAGGAUCUGGCUGAGUACCUGGUGUCCCUCCGUCAGGCACUCUACCUGGACGAGCAGCAGGUCACAGAGGUCAUCCGUCUGUGGACUGCUCUUCCUGAUGGGGACAAGAGGAAGAUCCACUAUCAGCCCAGACACCAGCCCAAACUGACCCACGGACGCUUCAAGGCUCCGAAAAACACAGGAGUGACACCGGGUGUGGACAGUGUGAAGAGGUGCCUGAUUGGUCAUCCUGGGGGGCCGGCUCAGUGGCCCAGCACCAGUCGCUUAGUUGAGGCCAUGUGCAUCAAACUGUGUGCACUGCACAAGUCCCCAACUAAGAAGGAUGGAGUCCGUCUUCCUCGUUGGACUAAGGUGCUCGCGGAUUACCACCACAUCCGAGACCUGGUGCUGAACUGCCAAACUCUGAUGGAGGCCACGUCACUUCAGCUGUUUAUGCUGAAUCAGAGGACUCUCACUCAGUGGGAGAACGAAGUGACUCGAAGUGACUGUCCUUACCCAGGGCCUUGCUGCAGAAGACCGCAUAGCUGUGGCCAGCUCACAGCUGCCUGCUCUGCGGGAAAAGCUGGAUGA
Molecule: messenger RNA, 867 nt
Organism: Pimephales promelas (fathead minnow)
Lineage: Eukaryota; Metazoa; Chordata; Actinopteri; Cypriniformes; Leuciscidae
Source: RefSeq, a predicted model, not a curated record